Molecule: messenger RNA, 1206 nt
Organism: Sordaria macrospora k-hell
Lineage: Eukaryota; Fungi; Ascomycota; Sordariomycetes; Sordariales; Sordariaceae
Source: RefSeq, a predicted model, not a curated record
AUGUCUUCCUUCCUCUGGCCUUCGGACUUCCGUGCUUACAAGUACCGACUCUCCCUUGCAACCAUUGCCGACGCAAUGAACAUCGCCGAUUGUGCAUUUGUGCGGAUCUCGUCACUCCUAAAGGAAAACGAUGAGGCACACAACCACAACGCCACCUUCUCCCUCGAUGUCGCGGAUGGGAUUACCAAGGACGUUGAGCCCACCAAUGCCGCUCAAGAGAUCCACCAAUGUAACCCCACCCCUCCCGCCAGCGUCGUCGAGGAGUUGGCGCUCACCAUUCUCAUUGCCGACGGCCGCGACGACUCCUCGAUCUCUUCUUCCGAUACGGAGACUCGUGUCUACUCCCAUGUAACUCCCAUUACGGACAUCUUUAAAGACGAGCCCACGUCUUCCAUCACCAAUCUCCACGACAAUCCCUCGACCUUCUCUUCUGAGGUCCACGCCUACUAUCAUUCUGCUUCGCUUGUCGACUUUGUUGAGAUCAACACCACUUCCGCCACACGCAGCAAUGUUGCAGAGCCAGUCGACGACCAUGGCGUAUUUGUCGGCAGCGUCGACUACAACGAGUUUAAGCGCUUCCUGGAUCAGGACCGGAUGUGGGGUAUUCAUCGCCCCGCGACUUACAAGCCCUUGAUCCGUUCUUCGAAGGCAGCCCAGAAGAAAAACGUCCUGCCGAUCGUGAAGUCGGAUGAGAAGAAAGAGAAGAAAGUCGCGGCCAGCCACAUUGUCUCCACAAUUAUCAAUGCGCCGGAAGGAGCUGCCGAUGCCCCUGCAUGCACCUCAUCCGAUGUUCAGAAGCCGGAUGACAUUACCUCUGAACGCGUAAGGAAGCUGUCGACAGACAAGCUGGCUGUCGACUCCAACUACGGCAUCCCUACCAAAGCGCAACUGCCACCUUUUUCCAGCGUCUACGAUUACGGCUACAUCAACUUCACACAAGAGUAUCUCAAGGACCUGUGGAUCAUGACCGUUCUGCAGCAACCCGGAUACCCUUUCCGGUAUGCCAGGUUCAACUGCGGCUUCUGGUACAUCCUUGAAGACCGCAAGAACGUGCGCAUGAUGGUUGAACAAGAGUACCAAGAGUUCGUACAAUGGAUUUCCAACAAUACCGCUACCGUCGCCAUCCUGGCCAAAGCACCAGAAGUCAACCCCAACAGCCGCCCAAAGCAUCUCAGUCCAAAAUGGACUCCCAGACCCGCGGAUUAG